Molecule: messenger RNA, 672 nt
Organism: Physeter macrocephalus (sperm whale)
Lineage: Eukaryota; Metazoa; Chordata; Mammalia; Artiodactyla; Physeteridae
Product: probable inactive serine protease 58
Exons: 4
Coding region: 1-606 (201 amino acids)
Biological process (GO): proteolysis
Cellular component (GO): secretory granule
Molecular function (GO): serine-type endopeptidase activity
Source: RefSeq, a predicted model, not a curated record
AUGGCUGCCUACUUUGUCCAGCGGCACGAAGAAUCUCCCUUGUGCACGCUAGCAAGAUGGGAAGCUUCAGUUAAUACAGGGGUUACAAAACCAUCAAAUCUAAAAGAAGAAAAGCAUAUACAAGUGGUUGCUUAUGAGAAGAUGAUUCAUCAUCCACAAUUCUCCAUCACGUCUACUGAGCAUAACUUCAUGUUAAAUAAGCUGCAGACCCAUAUUGAACUCAAUGACUAUGUGAAACUGGCCAGCCUGCCCAAAGAACCUGCCACUGAAGACACCAUGUGCACUGUCUCAACCUGGGCCUACAAUGUGUGUGAUCUCUACAAGGACCCCGACUCACUGCAGAAUGUCAAUAUCUCUGUAAUCUCCAAGACUGAGUGCCGCGAAGCCUAUAAAACCUACAUCAGAGAUAGUAUGAUGUGUGUGAGCAUCAUGCCAGGAAGGAGGCUGCCCUGCAAGGAAGUCACAGCUGCCCCUGCCAUGUGUGAUGGGGUACUUCAAGGAAUCCUGACUUUUGCAGAUGGAUGUCUUUUGAGAGCCGAUGUUGGCAUCUACACCAGAAUCAUUAACUACAUACCCUGGAUUGAAAAUACCAUCCGGAACAACUGAGCUCUCAUGAUGGGAAUUCUAGACCACAUGACACCACGUGUCCCCAAGUCCAGCCUCAGAAUUAAA